Molecule: messenger RNA, 1097 nt
Organism: Solea senegalensis (Senegalese sole)
Lineage: Eukaryota; Metazoa; Chordata; Actinopteri; Pleuronectiformes; Soleidae
Gene: atox1
Product: antioxidant 1 copper chaperone
Exons: 4
Coding region: 116-322 (68 amino acids)
Biological process (GO): copper ion transport
Cellular component (GO): cytosol
Molecular function (GO): copper chaperone activity; metal ion binding
Source: RefSeq, a predicted model, not a curated record
UGCUCAUGUGUGCUAGUUUGACGCUAGAGCAGGAAGUGACCAUUUCGGGAGAUUAACUUACCUUUUCCUACAUCUUUCAGUCAGAAGCAGCAGUUUGUGACACGUCACUUCAAACAUGACCAAGUACGAGUUUCAGGUGGAGAUGACGUGUGAAGGAUGUUCAGGAGCCAUUUCCAGAAUCCUCAGCAAACAGGAAGGCGUGAAGUUUGAGAUCGACCUGCCGAAGAAACUAGUUUGGAUCGAGUCCGACAAAGACUCGGACUUUCUCUUGGAAGUGCUGAAGAAAAGUGGGAAGAAAGUCACGUACAACGGCACCAAAUGAGCGGAAUCUUGCUCCAUUCAUGUAGAACAGGAAAGUUCUUUAUUGGUCAGGAGGAGGAGGAGUCUGACGGAUCAUCUCCCUCCUUCAAAUCUCCUGAAGCUGACACGCACAAAAAUCUUCCCUGAAUGCAGAUCAUCCUACAGUGUUGUCAUAAACAACUAUAAAGUUGCUCUUCUGUGAUAAUGUUUUCUAUUUUGAAAAGAGAAAAAACCUGAAGAUCUAAAGUGUUUUUUUGACUUCUUUUAACUCAGCUGAGACACAUUCCCUUUGCUGUGCGACACUACACGGAUAUGUCUAAACACUUCAUUCAGUAUUGAUUAUCAUCAUCAAUAUUAUUAUACUCUUGAUUCUGCACCAGGGAAAACUCAUAAACUCAUGAUCGGAUUAGUAUUGUCACAUGUGAUUUUAUUUUUGAAAACAAUUUUUUCUUUUUUCCUUUUUAAAGAGCCACAAUUCUGACUGAAAUCUCAGAUGAAUGACGUAUUUCUGAGUUCUAUCCUCAGAAUUGUAAGAUUAAACUCUGACUUUAAACUCAGAAUUCUGACUUUUCUUCCUCUGAAUUCUGAUUUAAAUCUCAGAAUUCUGGCUUUCUUGUUUUAAUUUUGUUUCAAAAAAUAAAAGAUAUUCUCAUAUGACUCUAAUCCUCUUCCGUACAAGUGAAGUAAUUAAGAUUUGCUAAAAAUCUAUUAACGAGCUGUAAUUUACAUUUUGCUUGUGUUACUUUGGAAAAAUAAGCUUCUCUUUUCUUGUUGUAAAAUAAAUAACAUCAGUUCUG